Molecule: messenger RNA, 1372 nt
Organism: Camelina sativa (false flax)
Lineage: Eukaryota; Viridiplantae; Streptophyta; Magnoliopsida; Brassicales; Brassicaceae
Source: RefSeq, a predicted model, not a curated record
UCUCACUCAAUCCAAACUAAACCAACAAUACUACACUUCAUAGUCCAAAAGAAACCCCUAUGGCAACCAUUUCCUUCUCUCACAACCACCAAUCCUCAGACAAUCGCCGUGGCGGAUCCCACCACCACCGUCAUGGUCCCGUCGUGGAAGAGAUCGAAGGACUCAUCAAAGUUUUCAACGACGGCUGCGUCGAAAGACCUCCCAUAGUCCCCACCGUCUCACCCACUCUCCACCCAUCUACUAAAGCCACAGCCUUUGACAUCAAACUAUCUAACGACACGUCAGUACGUGUCUACGUCCCCGACGCUGCAGCUUCGCCGUCCGUUACUCUCCCUCUCCUCGUUUACUUCCACGGCGGUGGCUUCUGCGUUGGCUCCACCGCUUGGAGUUGCUACCACGACUUCUUGGCCAGCCUGGCCGUCAAAACACGUUGCGUCGUCGUCUCGGUGAAAUACCGUUUAGCCCCUGAACACCGUCUCCCGGCGGCGUACGACGACGGCGUUAACGUCCUCUCGUGGCUAGUCAAGCAACAGAUAUCUCACGGAGGAUAUUCUUCUUGGGUGAGUAAAUGUAACCUCUCAAACGUUUUCUUGGUCGGAGACAGCGCCGGAGCCAACAUAGCUUACCAAGUCGCCGUUAGAGUCACCGCCAGUGGCAAAUACGUGAAUAGUUUAAACCUCAAGGGCAUAAUUCUGAUCCACCCUUUCUUCGGCGGCGAAUCAAGAACGUCCUCGGAGAAACAACAACAUCACUCCAAGUCAUCGGCUUUGACUCUUUCUGCUUCCGACACGUAUUGGCGCCUGGCUCUGCCACGUGGAGCGAGUAGAGACCAUCCUUGGUGUAACCCUCUGGUCAUGAGCUCGGUGGGAGCGAAGUUACCGACGACGCUGGUGUUCAUGGCGGAGUUUGAUAUACUAAAAGAUAGAAACUUGGAGAUGUGUAGAGUGAUGAGAAGCCAUGGGAAGAGAGUUGAAGGUAUUGUUCAUGGAGGUGUUGGUCACGCUUUUCAUAUUCUCGACUACUCGUCGGUGUCACGUGAUCGAAUCCACGACAUGAUGUGUCGUCUUCACAACUUCAUACAUCCAUAAUCAUUCCCUAAUACUUUUAUUUCGCGACCUUUAAUAUGGUUUUUUAAUGCUGGACGUCCGUCGAAAUAAUAAUAGAAACGUGAAAUGUUGUGUUUCUUUAAUUGUGAAUUAAAGUAAGUUGCUCUGUACGACUGUACGUAGUUUUCUCAAUGGAUGUGAUGUGAUUAGUAUAAAUUAGUACGAUUCCUCCUGUCAUAUUUGGAUAAAUCGUGUAAUUGUCAUAUAUAUAAGAGGUUUUUGGUUUGUGUUCAAAUAGAUGGACUUGUACUUUAAAAUUAUAAACC